Molecule: messenger RNA, 478 nt
Organism: Rhea pennata
Lineage: Eukaryota; Metazoa; Chordata; Aves; Rheiformes; Rheidae
Gene: CCL20
Product: C-C motif chemokine ligand 20
Exons: 4
Coding region: 39-341 (100 amino acids)
Biological process (GO): immune response
Cellular component (GO): extracellular region
Molecular function (GO): chemokine activity
Source: RefSeq, a predicted model, not a curated record
CGGAGCGCCCGGGAGCACAGUCGCUGCGUGCCGAGAGAAUGGCUGGCUUUCAGAGCAAGAGCCUGGCUCUGGCCUCCCUGCUGGGGCUCCUGGUGCUGUCGCUGUGCGCUCCCUCCCAAGCGCAAAGCAACCAAGAUUGCUGCCUCUCUUACAGCAAAGGCCGCCUGCCUCGGUGGGCCAUAAAGGGCUACACCGAACAGCUCUCCAGUGAGGUCUGCGAUAUCAGUGCAAUCAUUUUCCACACCCACAGUGGCCUGAAUGCCUGUGUAAAUCCUAAGGAAGCAUGGGUGAAGAAACAUCUUCUUUGGCUGAGCCAUAAGCUCAAGAGGAUGUCGAUGUGAUGUGGUUUCCAGCAGGGAACUAAACACAGACGUGGCUGAAGAACCACUAGGUUCAACCUCUUGGUUGAGAUCCUCAUCUUGUACACUGUUGUGUGCUUACGAACUACUGCCUCAGGCUUCUUUGGAACCGUUGAACU